Molecule: messenger RNA, 1807 nt
Organism: Zingiber officinale
Lineage: Eukaryota; Viridiplantae; Streptophyta; Magnoliopsida; Zingiberales; Zingiberaceae
Product: protein trichome birefringence-like 28
Exons: 5
Coding region: 151-1689 (512 amino acids)
Cellular component (GO): Golgi apparatus
Molecular function (GO): O-acetyltransferase activity
Source: RefSeq, a predicted model, not a curated record
CGGCGUAUUAUAAUGGAAGAAAUAAAGCCUCCUCUCUCCUCCAUCGCCAUCGAUGGUUGAAACUAGCUCAACCAUACAACCUGCUCCAUCGCCUCUUCUUGGUGAAUUGCUGGUCUUCGUCUUCGUCUAUCACCAGCUAGCUGUGGCGAUAUGCUGAACGGAGUUGUGCUUUCCCUCAGGCGGAAGACGCCAGUGACCUCCGCGAAGCACGCGGGGACGCCCAACAUCCGGCGAGGGGGCAACUUGCAUGUCCUUCUUGUGGUCGGGAUGCUCGCCGUCUUCGCCUUGGUCAUGUAUGGUGAGGACGUCAGUACCCUUGCCGACCACCCCGUCGCCCGGCGGAGGACGGAGGAGUACUUCUCGCCGGACGAGGUGUCCCCUGGUCGGUUUGUUACGACCCGGCUGAGUCACCGCGGCGACGGUGAGGCGGAGGGGGAGAAGAGGGGAAAUGAGAGCGAGGAGGCGGUGGUGGCUGUGCAGGAACUGCCCAUCACGGUCGACGGGGCGGCGGCCAAUGGAGAAGUGAAUGCGACCACGUCAGUUCAAGAAACGGCCGACGACGAGGCGGCCUCCGAAGUUCCCAACGUGCCAGUGGUCGGCGUGCCGGAGACGUGUGAUCUGACUACCGGCGAGUGGGUGUACGACGACGUGAACUACCCUCUGUACCGGGAGGAGCAGUGCGAGUUCGUGUCGACGCAGAUGGCGUGCUUGAAGAACGGGAGGAAGGAGGACGCCUACCAGAAGUGGCGGUGGCAGCCCAAAGACUGCUCCUUGCCAAGGUUCGACGCCAAACUGCUGCUGGAGCGGCUGCGCGGCAAGCGGCUGAUGUUCGUCGGCGACUCUCUGAACCGGAACCAGUGGGAGUCGAUGGUGUGCAUGGUGCAGUCGGCGAUCCCGCCGGGGAAGAAGGGGCUCCAACGGGACGGCUCUCGUAUAAUCUUCAUCGCGGAGGAAUACAACGCGACGGUGGAAUUCUACUGGGCGCCGUUCCUGGUGGAGUCGAACUCCGACGACCCGCGCAUCCACAGCAUCCGCGAUCGGAUCAUAAGGCCGGAGGCGAUCGAGAAGCACGCGGCGCACUGGAAGGGAGUCGACUACCUCGUCUUCAACACCUACAUUUGGUGGAUGAAUGCGGAGGCGAUGAAAGUCCGGAAGAGCUCGGCGACGAACUGGACGGAGUACGAAGAGGUGGCGAGGCCACGAGCGUACGAGAGAGUUCUCCAAACGUGGUCCCGUUGGCUGGACGACAACGUGGACCCUUCUCGUACCGUCGUGUUCUUCAUGAGCAUGUCUCCUCUCCAUUUCAGGGGAUCUGACUGGGGGAGCACUGAGGGGGUCAAGUGCGCCAGGGAGACGACGCCGCUGAGGAACAUGACCGGAAUAUUCCUGGGAACGGACAUGGGGAUGUUCGAGCAGGCGAAGAGGGCGGCGCAGUCGGCGGAGCGGGUGCCUGUCGCCUUCGUUGACAUCACGACCAUGUCGGAGUUCCGGAAGGACGCACACACGUCCGUGUACACGACGCGCCAGGGAGCGGUGAUGACGCCGGAGCAGCAGGCCAACCCCGCCGUCUACGCCGACUGCAUCCACUGGUGCGUGCCGGGCCUCCCCGACGUGUGGAAUCAGAUAAUGUAUGCCAGGAUCACCUCGGCUGCCGCCACCGCCGGCGGCGCUUCCGCCCAGCGACGGUGAGGGAGGCAGUUGAAUUAUAAAUAGCUUGGACUAUUCUUUAUUUUUAUAAUCAAGUAUUUGGUGUCUGACACGUUGCGUGUCAUGGACUUUCCUGGUUAAUUGUAUCAUAUUAUUUUCA